UGAGGAAUCCUUACUACACAUUCAACACCAUCAGAAACAAACGCUUCCUUUCAAUCGCAUAAACUUAGCUUUUUGAUCUAUAGAAAUUGAGUGUUAUAAAUAUUUGAACUUGGUUUCUUUUUGGUAAUAGAGUUAUAGGACAUUCACCUGAAAGUUUCGUUUUUGACUGGUGAUUCGAUUCCUACGUCCUUUUUAAGUGCCGUUUUGUAACAUUUAUUUAUUAAAAAAUUUAAAGGUACAUAUAUAUAUAUACAUAAUGCCUUCUUCAGCUUUGGAGCAGUGGACUAAAGAUAAUGUCCUUAAGCUUUUACCACUUGAUGAAGAAAGUGCUGUGCUUGUGGCACAGACAGCAUUAGCAGCAGAAAAUGCUGAUGACGCGAAAACUCACUGGAUAUCUCUGUUAGGAGAAUCUCAAGAAACGAUUGAGUUUGUGAGUGAAUUUAACCGGAGGAGGUUUGCGGCAUCAUUUUCACAAAAAGACGCAAUUUCUAAAAAGCUAGAGAGCAAUAGGCCAAGCUCUUAUUCUGCAGAAACUAUGGCUUCCUCGAACAUCAGCCAACGAAAACAAACUAAUCAAGCACGUUUAUCAUCUUCUGAUGGAGACAAAAACAAAAGCACAAAAACAGACGAUGAACUAUAUAAAAUACAAAAGUUUUCCCAAAAGUCUACAGGUCCAGGCACUUUGACGUCUGACCUAAUGGGGUCUAAAAAAGCCUCUAAACCAAAAGCAGCUCCUCAGGUUAGUAAGAUUGAGGGUUUAGCAGACAUCGAAAGAGCUAUUCAUCAGGUGGAAAUUUCUCAAAGAUCUUCAAAUUCGAAUAGAAGAUCUUGCGAUUGCCAAGGCCGUAAACAUCCUCUCAAUGAAGCUGCUCCCAAUUGCCUCAAUUGCGGUAAGAUAAUAUGCAUGUUGGAAGGCAUGGGACCAUGUACAUUCUGCAAGACUCCUGUGAUCAGUAAAACGCAGCAGUUGGAACUUCUACAAGAACUUAAGAAAGCAGGGAGCGAUUUAAAACAAGCUUCAAAUCAAAAGACAAAAUCUAAGCAUAUGUCUUCCAAACAUCAGUUUCAGAAACUUAAUAACUCCUCUAUACAUUCUAUAUUCAUUGACCCAAAACAGUUGGAGCAGAAAGCUAUUGAAGCUGAACAAAGGAAAAAUGUCUUGUUAAAUUUCGAUCGUACAGCUGCUCAACGAACUAAAAUUAUUGAUGAGGCUGCUGACUUUGAUCCGACAAUGCUAGCAAGUGACACCUGGGCAUCUCCUGCUGAAAAAGCUUUAAACUUAGUCAAGGUGCAGCAGGCACUCGCUCAAAAGGAAAAGAAGAAGAAAAAGGUUCUUUCAAUUAGCUUGAGUGGUAAAAAAGUAGUAGUGGACCAGAAAGACGAAUCAUCAGAUGAAGAGAUGCCAGAUGAUGAGCAACGCAAAUUUAUGGAAACAAAAGAUAUUGAGGCUUCCACUAAACAAAAAUCCUCAAAUGUCACUCGUAUACCUAGAAAACUAGCACGUCCUGUUUUUCGUCCUCAAGAUCAACCCAAAUUUAAGAGCGGUUUACCAAAGGAAAUUGCCGAAAAAAUAAAUCGCAGUUGGUCAAAAGUACAGGACGCGGUUGAAGAAGACUGAUUACUAACUUUAUUAUUUAAUAAGAAAUGAUUUUACACGCCAUAUUUUAUUCAAUGCAGUACCUAAUCAAUAAUAUACACAA
This is a messenger RNA of Schizosaccharomyces cryophilus OY26, 1700 nucleotides long. RefSeq names its product thyroid receptor interacting protein. Gene Ontology annotation, biological process: regulation of DNA-templated transcription. Gene Ontology annotation, cellular component: nucleus. The record is from RefSeq and is a predicted model, not a curated record. Bases 257 to 1618 code for a protein of 453 amino acids. NCBI's taxonomy places the organism in Eukaryota, Fungi, Ascomycota, Schizosaccharomycetes, Schizosaccharomycetales, Schizosaccharomycetaceae. Gene Ontology annotation, molecular function: zinc ion binding. The transcript has 2 exons.